AUGGCGGCGCUCGCCAACGGGACGACCAACGGGGCCGCUCACGGCGACUCCGCCCCUGGUCCUGUCAGCAUCAGAUUCUCCGACAUCCCCUCGGCAAUCGACAUUCCUGUUCAGGGCGACCAAGAAGACGAAGCCGUCGAAAUCGAUCUCGAAGACCUUGUCGAUGAUCCUACCGAGCUCUGUACCCUCUUCGAAAACGAGCAUGCCGCAAAGACGUACUGGAUGACGGUCGCCCUCGCCUACGCGAAGCAACACAAAAUCGACCACGCCAUCGAGAUGCUCAUCCGUGGUGGCGGCGCUAUCCAGAGCAAUGCCAGCAACCCGCGCGACAAGGUCAGCAUGAUCUGCUGUCUUUGCUGGAUGUAUCUUUGGAAGAGCCGUGAAGCUCCCCGAGUUGCCCCCGACGGAAUACCAGUCUCCGAGGCCAAGACCAAAGAAUACUAUCUUCAGCUUGCGACAUCCUCACUCAAUGACGCUGCCCGCCUGAACCCGUCUUUCCCGCCCAUCUUCCUCGCCCGCGGCGUCUUACUCCUUCUGAGAGCCUCGCUACAGGCCCCAUCCAAGACUACGAACAACAGUAUUGGCACUGAAAAGCAAGAGCUCUUGAAGACUGCCGUCAAAUCCUUUGACGACGCGCUCCGGGUCUCCCAAGGCAAGAACAUGCUUGCCCUGAUGGGCAAGGCGCGCGCAUUCUUCUCAUUACAAAAAUACCCUGAUUCUUUGGCAAUAUACCAAGAUGUAUUGCAGAAGAAGCCUGAUCUGGUCGACCCUGAUCCGCGCAUCGGUAUCGGUUGCUGUUUCUGGCAGCUGGGAUUCAAGAAGGAUGCCAAAACCGCUUGGGAGAGAAGUCUUGAGAUUACAGCAGACUCCAAGGUUGCCAACAUUCUUCUUGGUUUGUAUCACCUCGAUGCCAGUGGCCACGUACCGGUCAACAGCGAGGACUUUGUCAAACUCUACAAAAAGGCCAUGACGGAGUAUACCCAAAAAUCAUUCAAGCUCGAUAAGAACCUUCCAUUGACGUGUUCAACCUUCUCCAACUACUUUCUUUCGCGCAAAUCGUGGGACAACGCCGACAAGCUAGCUCACAAGGCCAUCCAAUAUACCGACGUCAACGCCAUUGCCAGCGAUGGUUGGUACGUUCUGGCUAGAAAAUCUCACUACAAUGGCGACACGGAAAAUGCCAACGAUUUCUACCGUCGAGCCGAUGAUGCGCGUGGAGGAACAGAAACUGGCUACUUCCCAGCCAAAUUUGGUGCCGCGCAACUCUCGGUGGUGAAGAAUGACCUCGGUGAGGCCAAGCUGCGCCUUGAAAAGAUGAUUCAGCAUUCAAAGAGCCAUGAAGCCAUGAUUCUUCUCGGCACGCUCUACGCGGAAGAAAUUUUUGCCAACCAGACCAGCGAGGUCAAGGAGGACAAAUCAGCAGAGAUGAAAAAGGCUAUCAACCUCCUGGAAGCGGUCAGAACAGCUUGGAAGGAUCCGAAAAGAAAUGCGUCCCCCGAUGCUUCCGUGCUGCUUAAUCUUGCCAGACUUUACGAAACUGAGAACCCCGAAAAGGCGCUCCAGUGCUUGCAGCAGGUAGAACAGCUCGAACUGGAACAGAUCCCGCCUUCAGAGUACCCUGAAGGCGUUACAGAGGAAGCAGAGGUGCAGGCUUCUAUCCGCAAAUUCCUUCCUCCCCAGCUACUGAACAACAUUGGCUGCUUCCACUUCCAGGCCGAGAAGCACGUUUUGGCAAGCGAAAUGUUUGAAGCAGCCCUUGGUGCCUGCAUGAAGAUGAGCGAAAAGGACAGCACCGUUGAUACCGAUGCUCUUGUGUCCACAAUCAGCUUCAAUCUCGGCCGCAGCUACGAGGCUCAAGGUCUCUCAGACAAGGCGGUUGAAGUGUAUGAGGGUCUGUUGAACCGCCACGACGACUACACUGACGCUCGCGCUCGCCUGGCGUACAUCAAACUGCGACAAAGCCCCAAUAAGGAGGGUCCUGACGCCGUUGCAACGCUAUUCCAGGACAACACGAGCGACGUCGAAGUGCGCGCUCUGUAUGGGUGGUACCUGGGCAAGGUCUCAAGAAAACGACCGGGCAAUAUUGCCGAGGACCCGGAGUACCGUCACUACAAGCAUACUUUGCAAAGCUACGACAAACACGAUCGAUAUGCCCUUGUUGGUAUGGGAAAUCUCCACAUGUUGCAAGCCCGCGAAAUGAGACGAGAGACGGAGUCGGACAAGCAGAAGCGCAGUGCGGCUUACGGGAAAGCUGUCGAGUUUUUCGAGAAGGCCCUGUCGCUGGAUCCUAAGAAUGCGUACGCUGCACAAGGCGUCGCCAUUGCUUUAGUGGAGGAUAAGAAGGACUACAAGAAUGCACUCGCCAUCUUCAACAAGGUGCGCGAGACUAUCAAAGAGCCUAAUCUCUAUGUCAACCUUGGCCACAUUUAUGCCGAACUGAAGCAGUUCUCCAAAGCCAUUGAGAGCUAUGAAAUUGCUUUGUCCAAAGAAGGCAAGCACAACGACCCAGUCAUUCUCGCCUGCCUUGGCCGCACGUGGCUGAACAGAGGUCGCGCCGAGCGUGACAUUGAUGCGUACACAAAAGCUCUCGAAUGCGCUGAAAAGGCAUUGGAGGUUGCCCCUGAGCAAAUCCACUACAAGUUCAAUGUUGCCUUUGUCCAGAUCCAGCUAGUGACUACCAUUCAAGGCGUGCAAGAGAACAGGCGCACGGCAGAGCAGCUUGAAAAGGCAGCCGAAGGCUUGGAAGCCGCUAUCGAGUCAUUGGAUGCAAUCGCGGCUCACCCGCAAACCCCAUACCCCAAGCAUGAUGUCGAACAACGUGCUAACAUGGCCCGCAACACGCUGCGCAAACAGCUCGAGCGAGCCAUCGGGAAACAAAAAGAAUGGGAAGAGGUCAACAAGGAGAAGAUUGCUGCAGCGCAGAGUCAGCGAGAAGCUGAGCUUAAGCGUCGUGAGGCUGAGCGCGCCGAAGUCCUAGCCAAGGAAAAGGAGCGCCAGGACAAGAUCCGCAAAGAACGCGAGGAGAUGGCUGCCAAGGUCAAACUUGAGACGGAGGAGCGCGAACGAGAAUUAGAGGCAGAUCGCGCUCGAAAGGAGGCCGAAAUGACUGAGGAUGAAGAAGGCAACAAGGUGAAGCGCAAGCGUAAACCUGCCGUCCGCGCUUCUGGUGAGGGUAAGCCAAAGCGAUCCUCCAAGAAGAAGUCGGCCAAGGACGAUGAGGAUGACUCUGACGAGGGCACCCAUGCCAAGAAGAGGCGCCGUCUUACGACUCGCGAGAGCUCCAAGUUCAAGUCCGCCGAGAUUGUCGUUGACAGCGACGAAGACGGGGAUGGUGCGGGCGGAGAUGACGACGACGAUGAUGAUAUCCUUGACCGGGCUGACCGCAUUGGCCGCUCCAGUCCGGCUGUCUCGGACGCUGGCGACAAUGACUCCAACGCGGGCGGUGACGAGGACGACAAGAUGGACGUUGACGAUGUGCCGCGCGAGGAUGACGACGAUGAGCCUUCAGCCCGUCAGCCCGCCAAGAGGACACGUCGCGGUCGCGUCGUGGAAAGUGACGAGGACGAGGACGAGGAGUAG
Cordyceps fumosorosea ARSEF 2679 is the source of this 3579-nucleotide messenger RNA. RefSeq names its product Tetratricopeptide-like helical. Gene Ontology annotation, cellular component: Cdc73/Paf1 complex. The coding region runs from base 1 to 3579 and encodes 1192 amino acids. Gene Ontology annotation, biological process: regulation of DNA-templated transcription. The record is from RefSeq and is a predicted model, not a curated record. Gene Ontology annotation, molecular function: RNA polymerase II complex binding. The transcript has a single exon. Lineage: Eukaryota; Fungi; Ascomycota; Sordariomycetes; Hypocreales; Cordycipitaceae.